UUACAGCGCCGCGCGGGUGGCCUCGGCCGAGUAACAGGUCUGCUCUGGUUCGCCCGGCCAAGGUCUGUGAACAGCCGCCAUGUCCAUCUUCACCCCAACCAACCAGAUCCGCCUGACCAAUGUGGCCGUAGUGCGGAUGAAGCGCGGUGGCAAGCGCUUUGAAAUCGCCUGCUACAAAAACAAGGUCGUCGGCUGGCGGAGCGGCGUGGAAAAAGACCUUGAUGAAGUUCUGCAGACCCACUCAGUGUUUGUCAAUGUCUCCAAAGGUCAGGUUGCAAAGAAGGAAGAUCUUGUCAAUGCAUUUGGAACCGAUGACCAGACUGAAAUCUGUAAGCAGAUUUUGACUAAAGGAGAGGUUCAAGUAUCCGAUAAAGAAAGGCACACACAGCUGGAGCAGAUGUUUCGGGACAUUGCAACUAUUGUAGCAGACAAAUGUGUGAAUCCUGAAACAAAGAGACCGUACACUGUCAUCCUUAUUGAGAGAGCCAUGAAGGACAUCCACUAUUCAGUCAAAACCAACAAGAGCACAAAACAGCAGGCUCUGGAAGUGAUAAAGCAGUUAAAGGAGAAAAUGAAGAUCGAGCGAGCGCACAUGAGACUGCGGUUCCUUCUCCCCGUGAGUGAAGGGAAGAAGCUGAGAGAGAAGCUCAAGCCGCUGAUCAAGGUCAUAGAGAGUGAAGACUACGACCAACAGUUAGAAAUUGUGUGUCUCAUUGACCCAGGCUGCUUCAGAGAAAUUGAUGAGCUGAUAAAAAAGGAGACAAAGGGAAAAGGUUCUUUGGAAGUGCUCAAUUUGAAAGACGUGGAAGAAGGCGAUGAGAAAUUGGAAUGACACUCACCAGUCUCUUCUCUCUCAAACACUAAAGUGUUUCCUUUUCCAACAGUACUGUUUUAUUUCUGUGGUCUGCCAAUUACUUGCUCAGACUAUUGGAGAAGUUCCAUUUUUGU
This is a messenger RNA of Orycteropus afer afer, 948 nucleotides long. RefSeq names its product SBDS ribosome maturation factor (gene SBDS). Gene Ontology annotation, biological process: cytosolic ribosome assembly; ribosome biogenesis. The record is from RefSeq and is a predicted model, not a curated record. NCBI's taxonomy places the organism in Eukaryota, Metazoa, Chordata, Mammalia, Tubulidentata, Orycteropodidae.